Daldinia childiae is the source of this 1335-nucleotide messenger RNA. Its product is annotated as Cysteine synthase 2. NCBI's taxonomy places the organism in Eukaryota, Fungi, Ascomycota, Sordariomycetes, Xylariales, Hypoxylaceae. The record is from RefSeq and is a predicted model, not a curated record. The transcript has a single exon. Gene Ontology annotation, molecular function: cysteine synthase activity. Gene Ontology annotation, cellular component: cytoplasm. Bases 1 to 1335 code for a protein of 444 amino acids.
AUGUCUCUAAGCGACCACCCAAAGGCCUACGGCACUGCUGCCGUAGCCGUCGCAUUCACCGCCGGGGUCUUCGUCACCCUUGGCUUCAAAGACCUGUACCCAGACUUAGAGCGGCGGUUUCAGCAGCGGGGUACACGGCGGAUCCAACGCGGCGGCGGCGACACCCGCAGAUCAAGUCUAUUCUGGGGUGGUCCUGUCGAGCUCAAAGAUCACGACUUACCAGAAACCGUGGUCCCACGCGAUGAUGGUGUUAGUGACGGUAUUGAGGGGUGCAUCGGGCGGACGCCGUUAAUCCGGAUUCAUAGCCUCUCCGAAGCCACGGGGCGUACUAUUUUAGCCAAGGCCGAGUUCCUCAACGGAGCUGGCAAUAGUCCUAAGGAUAGGGUCGCGCUUAAUAUGAUCCAAGUUGCUGAGGAGGAAGGGUUUCUAAAGCCUGGGCGUGGUGAUACUAUUUAUGAGGGUACCGUUGGAAGCACGGGCAUUAGCAUUGCGGCGCUGGCACGCGCCAAGGGAUACCGCGCACAUAUUUGCAUGCCAGAUGACCAGGCUCGUGAGAAAUCAGAUCUAUUACACCAUUUAGGUGCGACAGUUGAGCGCGUUCCCGUGCAGCCUAUUACAUCUCCUGAGCACUUCGUGAACCUAGCACGGCGUCGGGCAGCAGACCACACAAACUCCAGCGCCGACUCCAGCGUCGGCUUCUUCGCAGACCAAUUCGAGUCUCCCUCUAACUGGCAAGCGCACUUUAAAACCACCGGCCCAGAGAUCUACGCGCAGACUCACGGACAAAUCGACGCCUGGGUAGCAGGCGCCGGCACCGGGGGCACCAUCUCGGGAGUAGCCAAGUACCUAAAAGAAGAAGCCAAGCUCAAAAAGCUAAAGGUAGUGCUAGCAGAUCCGCAGGGCAGCGGGCUGUACAAUAAGAUCCGACAUGGAGUCAUGUACUCGUCUACGGAGAAAGAGGGCACACGGCGGCGACAGCAAGUCGAUACGAUAGUAGAGGGCGUAGGAAUCAACCGGAUCACGGAGAACUUCGAGGCCGGGCGGGACCUGAUCGAUACGGCGGUACGAGUAACGGACGAGCAAGCGUGUAAGAUGGCACGGUGGUUAGUCGAAAACGACGGAAUCUUCUGCGGCAGUAGUAGCGCCGUAAACUGUGUUGCUGCUGUUGUAACAGCGCUUUCGCUUCCUAAAGGUAGCCAAGUCGUCACUGUGCUAUGCGAUUCCGGAACGAGGCACUUGAGCAAGUUCUGGAAGCAGAUUGCAGAGAUGGGUCUGGAAGACGAGCCUAAGCCGGAUAAUUUAUUGGCUCUACUAGGUAUCGAGAAGCCAAGAUGA